GGGGGAGGCCCGAGCCCGGCCCUUCCCCUGGCCCCCGCGCCCCGAGGAUGGCAGCGCUGCCCGCACGAGUGGCUGGCGGCGGUGUCCCUCCUCUUUUUUUUUCCGGCAGCAGCAGCGGCGGCGGCAGCGGCGGCGGAGGAUCAUUGUUGUGUGGGAGGAGGGCGGUGGGGAUGGACUUGGUCUCCCGGGUCUCCUGCUAAGGCGGCAGCACAGCGCGCCCCGCCGCCCAGCCAGCACCCGCCAGGGCCGAGCCGCGGCGAGCAGGGAGGGACUGGCACCCCACCCGCUACCCCGGCUGCUUUAUUUUUAGGGGGCUCUGCUGCUCCUCUCCUUCGCCCUCAACCCCCCCACCCUUCGCCGCUCGCACACACGCACAGGGACACGCACGCACCCUCCUCUUCUGCCCUUUCAUCCUUCCCCCCCCGCCGUCCUCCCGCGCCCGUCUCCCGCCGCGGCAGAUGCGCUGGGGGUCACCGCGCAGCUGGGACUAUGGUGAAAUUUCCAGCGCUCACUAACUACUGGCCCCUGAUCCGUUUCCUAGUCCCUCUCGGGAUCACCAACAUCGCCAUCGACUUCGGGGAGCAGGCCUUAAACAGGGGCAUUGCUGCUGUCAAAGAAGAUGCUGUGGAAAUGCUGGCCAGCUAUGGGCUGGCAUACUCCCUGAUGAAGUUCUUCACGGGUCCGAUGAGUGACUUCAAAAAUGUAGGUCUGGUGUUUGUGAACAGCAAGCGAGACAGGACCAAAGCAGUUUUGUGCAUGGUUGUGGCAGGCGCUGUAGCUGCUAUAUUUCAUACCUUAAUAGCAUAUAGCGAUUUGGGGUAUUAUAUUAUUAAUAAGCUGCACCAUGUGGAUGAAUCAGUGGGAAGUAAAACUCGGAGGGCCUUCCUUUAUCUUGCUGCCUUCCCUUUUAUGGAUGCCAUGGCCUGGACCCAUGCUGGGAUUCUGCUGAAACACAAGUACAGUUUCCUAGUGGGAUGUGCCUCCAUCUCAGAUGUCAUAGCUCAGGUUGUUUUUGUAGCCAUUUUGCUUCACAGUCACUUGGAGUGCAGGGAGCCUCUUCUCAUCCCCAUCUUGUCCUUAUACAUGGGAGCACUUGUCCGAUGUACCACAUUAUGCCUCGGAUACUACAGGAACAUACAUGAUGCCAUUCCUGACAGAAGUGGGCCUGAAAUGGGGGGAGAGGCUACAAUAAGGAAGAUGCUGAGUUUCUGGUGGCCUUUGGCAUUAAUUUUGGCAACUCAGCGAAUAAGUAGGCCCAUUGUCAACCUUUUUGUCUCCCGCGACCUAGGUGGCAGUUCUGCAGCCACAGAGGCAGUGGCAAUUCUGACAGCAACUUAUCCUGUGGGACACAUGCCCUAUGGCUGGCUGACAGAGAUCAGAGCAGUAUACCCUGCUUUUGACAAGAAUAACCCCAGCAAUAAAUUGGUGAACACCAACAGCACUGUCACAGCGACACAUAUCAAGAAGUUCACUUUUGUUUGCAUGGCGUUGUCCUUAACGCUCUGUUUUGUGAUGUUUUGGACACCAAAUGUGUCAGAGAAGAUUUUAGUGGACAUAAUUGGAGUAGACUUCGCUUUUGCAGAGCUGUGUGUUGUUCCUUUGCGCAUCUUCUCUUUCUUUCCACUUCCAGUGACUGUCAGAGCACACUUGACUGGUUGGCUGAUGACUCUGAAGAAGACAUUUGUGUUGGCACCCAGCUCAGUGCUGCGGAUCAUCGUCCUCAUCGCUAGUCUCAUUGUGCUGCCUUACUUAGGAGUUCAUGGAGCCACCCUUGGAGUAGGAUCACUUCUAGCUGGUUUUAUAGGAGAAUCCACCAUGGUUGCAAUAGCAGCCUGUUAUGUCUAUCGGAAACAGAAGAAGAAGCGGAAUGAGAAUGAAGCGGCUGCGGAAGGUGAAGACUCUGCAAUGACUGACAUGCCUCACAUAGAGGAAAUGACAGACAUCGUAGAAAUGAGAGAAGAGAAUGACUAAUAAAUGGGAUGCAAUUGUUCUCUGCAGGGACGAUUGGAGUGACACUUCAGCAUCUUGUCGUCUCUCAUACUUUUUUGUUUGUUCGUUUUUAUUUUUGUAAUAAAGAGGCCUUGAUUUAAAAGGUUUCAGAUAAAUUCUCUAGCAUACUGAGUAUGCUCUCACUGAUGAGGGACCUAAAAAGAGGUCUUCGCUUGCUUUUCUGUUGUUUUCUUUUUUUUUUCAAUUGAAUUUGUUUCCUCACUCCAUGCAAACAUGAAAGAUACAAUUGCAUCACUGUAGAGUCUUCCUUACUUAUGCAUCCACCUUCUCUGGACAAUCUGCAUUUGUCAACCAAAGCCCUGCUCUCUGCUCCUGUGUGUGUGCGUGCCUGCACAGCCGCCUUGCACGCUCGCACUCACACACGUGCCACUGGCUCAAUGCUACUGCCAUAAUCCUACUCCCUCCCCUCUUUCCUUUUCCUUCCUUUUCUUUAUGAGAAAUGUAAAGGAAAAGUUUGGAAUACAGAGCUUUAUUUUACUUGCUUGAAAAUGAUUUUGCUACAUAAACUAAUAUACUGUGGCGAACUAUAUAUUUUUGUUUGGCCUCAUCACUAGAGCUUAUACUGCACAGGGUACAAGACAGAGUGGAACGUGUGAGUCUCCACAACAAAGUGGAGAAAAACAGGUUCCUCUCUCAUGUUAAAGUGUGUGGAUGUGUACAUACACACACAAGUACAUCAACAGAGACAUACAUAUAUAUAUUUAUAUAUAUAUAUGCAUACAAUAAAUAAAAUACACACAGGACAAGAACUCUGUUUAGUUUUAAUUCCAUCAGAAAAAUGCCAAUCUUAUGAAAAACAUAAAAUCCUGGAUUUUUUUUUAAUUACUAAGUCCCACUUUAAGUAUAAUUUUCUUUAGAAAAAAGAACAUGCACUUUCCUCUUGUGAAGAGGGUGAUGGCAACUGAUAAGACUUUGACUGUAUUUGAAUUUAAAAAUAAUAAAUAUUGACAAGCUUUAC
Calypte anna (Anna's hummingbird) is the source of this 2968-nucleotide messenger RNA. It is a transcript of the gene ANKH, whose product is annotated as ANKH inorganic pyrophosphate transport regulator. NCBI's taxonomy places the organism in Eukaryota, Metazoa, Chordata, Aves, Apodiformes, Trochilidae. The transcript is spliced from 12 exons. Bases 490 to 1971 code for a protein of 493 amino acids. The record is from RefSeq and is a predicted model, not a curated record. Gene Ontology annotation, molecular function: phosphate transmembrane transporter activity. Gene Ontology annotation, biological process: phosphate ion transmembrane transport. Gene Ontology annotation, cellular component: membrane.